This is a messenger RNA of Microcebus murinus (gray mouse lemur), 1699 nucleotides long. The record is from RefSeq and is a predicted model, not a curated record. Lineage: Eukaryota; Metazoa; Chordata; Mammalia; Primates; Cheirogaleidae.
AUGAGCAGCAAAGACAGGAAACUGCACCUGGGCAAGUUGCCAGGCUUAAGUGGAAUACAGGAGGAUUCUUGUUCCCAGUGGAUUAUAAAUGUGCUGUUCUUAAAGGGUUUUUCAGAGUUGGAGAGGAGCAAGCUAGCUAUGUUAACUGGUGUUCUUCUGGCUACUGGAAUACUUAAUGCAUCCAUUCUCAAUAGCCUUUAUAAUGAGAAUCUGGUUAAAGAAGGGGUCUCAGUAGCUUUUGCUGUAAAGCUCUUUAAAUCAUGGAUAAACAAAAAAGAUAUCAAUGCAGUAGCUGCAAGACUUCGGAAAGUCAGCAUGGAUAACAGACUGAUAGAACUCUUGCCUGACAAUAAGCAAAGCGUUGAACACUUUGCAAAGUAUUUUACUGCAGCAGGCUUGAAAGAGCUUUCAGAGUAUGUUCGGAAUCAGCAAACCAUAGGAGCUUGGAGGGGGCUCCAGAAGAAACUUCAAGAACAGGUGUCUCCUGGUGGUCCAUUUAAGCAUAUAAUUUUACAUGUCAAGGAGGAGUUGAAAAAAAACAUCCCAGAACCGGUUGUCACUGGGAUAGUCUGGUCAAGUGUAAUGAGCACCGUGGGAUGGAACAGAGAGGAGCUUUUAGGAGAGCAAGCCAUCAAGCACUUGAAGCAAUGCAGCACUCUACUUGCUGUCUUUACCACCCAAGCUGAAGUCCUGAGUGAAGAGCCCAUUCUGAAGUGGAAUAAUGAUGCACAUGUUACAAAGGGAAAAAAUGUCUUCCUUGAGCAAAUGAAGAAGUUUGUAGAGUGGCUCAUAAAUGUUGAAGAAGUAUUUGAGUCUGAAGGUGAAGAAGGUGACUGAAUUUUGAAACUAUACUCUCAGCAAAGCAAACAGGAGCUGCAGACAAGAUGUCAUGUCUCAUGUGUCCUGGGUCUUACAUCUUCCUACCUUCCUAUAUCAAGCAUGAUAUAAGGGCUUUCAUGGCAAAUUUUAUUUUAACUAUUGCUAUGGUUACUGGAAAUGUUGGGUUUAGUUUCUAAAACCAUGUUUUAAGUAGCUACAGGAGCUACAGAUUUGAAUCUAAUGUUGCAUUAGUCUUUUUAGUUAUCUUCUACCUCCUGUAUUUUCUACUGUAAUUAUGUAAUUUAAGGCCUUCCACAAUGAACAACUGUUCACUUUAUUCCCUGGGUUUUUUAUAAAUGGUUUUCAAGAUAUGAUUUUAUUAAAAGUAAUUUGUUAUGAAAAGUCUAUUUGCAAAUUAAACUGUAAAAGUUUCCAAAGUCUCAAAAGGCAAUGCUUUGUGUGAUAAUUUGCUAUGCCCAGAGCCCUACUCAUCAAUGAAAAUCUCAUAUACAAUAAUUGAAUGCAUUAACAUGAAUCUUGAGUAUUUAGACCAUUGCAUGUUAACAUUUCGAUUUAUUUAUUUAUUUGCAUUUUUAACCCCAGAUGUCCUUAAGCUCAUUUGUUUGCUAUGGUUUUCAUUCUUAGGGAAGCCAUGGGGAACAAACUUAAAAAGUUGGAGAAAUCAAAUGUGGCAGAGGUGGUGGGAAGAACAUUGAGCUUUUUCCCAUGGAGAAACUUCUGUAUUCAAUUUGUGUCUUUUUCUAAUACAACCAUUUUCAAAUCUGCCUUAGAAAAGUCUUACCAUUUAAAAUAUUUUAUGUUCAGAAUACACUUAGAUUGAUAGGAAAAGAACUCAUAAAGAAAUUGGAGUAUGUCAGGU